Clupea harengus (Atlantic herring) is the source of this 2947-nucleotide messenger RNA. It is a transcript of the gene clgn, whose product is annotated as calmegin. Gene Ontology annotation, cellular component: endoplasmic reticulum; endoplasmic reticulum membrane. Gene Ontology annotation, biological process: ERAD pathway; protein folding. The record is from RefSeq and is a predicted model, not a curated record. Gene Ontology annotation, molecular function: calcium ion binding. Lineage: Eukaryota; Metazoa; Chordata; Actinopteri; Clupeiformes; Clupeidae.
GCGGCGGCGGCACAUUUUCGUUCACACACGAGCCAGAGCUUGCUCAGUUGGGUACCUCCUACAUUCAUUCAAAGUAGAGUGUUAGUUACUCUGUAAAAUAAUCACUGAUACACAUAUCUUAACAGUUCCGGAUAGUAAGGACAUUCAGGGGGCAGCACAAGAUGAGGCUACGGUGGAGCUGGACGUGUUUUUUCCUGCUCUCCGUCGCCAUGGUAGUCUGGGCAGAGGUCGAUGAGCCAGAAGAAGAGGAAGCUUUCGUGGAAGAUUCGGAUGAAAUAGAGGCCACCGACGCCGAGGCAGAUGCUAACGUUUCUUUCCAGGUGACAUACAAGACUCCAGUUCCCACAGGAAACGUGUUCUUUGCUGAAACGUUUGAUGAUGGCUCAAUGGGACGGUGGCACCUGUCUAAAACUAUGAAAGAUGAUGUGGAUGACGAUAUUGCCAAAUAUGAUGGCAAAUGGGAAGUGGAGGCACUAAAGGAAAAUAAAGUUCCUGGAGAUUUGGGUCUGGUACUGAAGUCUCGGGCAAAGCACCAUGCCAUUGCUGCCAUGCUGGAUAAACCGUUUGUUUUCAAUGACGAGCCCUUGGUUGUUCAAUACGAGGUGAAUUUUCAAGAUGGCAUUGACUGUGGAGGUGCUUACAUCAAGUUGCUGACAGAUUCGGCGGAUUUAGACCUGGAGAAAUUCCAGGACCACACACCAUAUACCAUCAUGUUUGGGCCAGACAAAUGCGGGGAGGACUACAAGUUGCACUUCAUAUUCAGGCACAACAACCCCCUUAACAAAGACAUGGAGGAGAAGCACGCCAAGAGGUCGAGUGUAGACCUCAAGAAGUUCUACACAGACAAGAAGACUCACCUCUAUACCUUAGUGCUCAACCCUGACAACAGCUAUGAGAUGUUCAUCGACCAGUCAAGGGUGAGCCAGGGAAACCUCCUCAACGACGUUGUUCCUCCUGUCAAUCCACCUAAAGAGAUUGAUGACCCCAAAGACCGUAAGCCAGAAGACUGGGAUGAGAGGGCCAAGAUUCCAGACCCAGAGGCCAUCAAGCCAGACGACUGGGAUGAAGAAGCCCCAGCCUUGGUGGAGGACCCUAAAGCUUUGAAGCCAGAGGGCUGGCUGGAUGAUGAGCCAGAGCUGGUCUCUGACCCCAGCGCUGAGAAACCAGAUGACUGGGAUGAGGAAAUGGACGGAGAGUGGGAGGCUCCUCAGAUUCCCAACCCAGCAUGUGAGAUGGCCCCAGGGUGUGGAACCUGGAAAAUCCCCACGAUCAACAAUCCCCACUACAAGGGCAAAUGGAAGGCCCCCCUUAUUGAUAACCUCAACUUCCAGGGUGUGUGGAGUCCCCGUAAGAUCGACAACCCAGACUUCUUUGAGGACCUGCACCCAUUCCGUAUGAGUGCCUUCAGGGCGGUGGGGCUGGAGCUGUGGUCCAUGACCUCUGACAUCUACUUUGACAACUUCAUCAUCACCUCGGAGAAGGCGGUGGCUGACCGCUGGGCCUCAGACAGCUGGGGACUCAAGAAGCUGGUGGCCAGUGCCAAUGAGCCUGGCAUGUUGAGUCAGCUGAUCGUGGCUGCAGAGGAGAAGCCUUGGCUUUGGAUCAUUUACAUCUUGACUGUGGGUCUCCCUAUCGGCCUUGGUGUGCUCUUCUGCUGGCCCAAGAAGGCAGAGGAUGACUAUGUCUACAAGAAGGUGGAUAUCCCCAAGGCAGCGAAUGUGGAAGAAGAGGAAGAUGAUGAAGAGCAGGUUGAGGAAGAGCAGGCUGAUGAAGAGCAGGCUGAGGGAGAGGCAGAGGGAGAAGGAGAUGAAGAGGAGGAUGCAGAGGAGGAUGCCGAGGAGGAUGCUGAGGAGGAUGCUGAAGCUGAAACUGCUGAGGCCAAGGGAGAUUUGGAAGAAAUGGUUGAUGAGCCAGAGGGAUCUGCUGGAGAGGUUCUUGGCGAUAUCCAAGACGGAGAGGACGAGGAAGACGCAACCAAGUCCAACGACACGGCAUCGGAUGACGAGAUGAAGGAGGCAGACGAAGGGGUCCAGAGCACAGGUGACGGAAUGAAACAGACAGUCAGGAAACGCAGAGUACGGAAGGACUGAAGGACUGGCUGGCAGUGAAAAACCCUUCCCUCGCUGCUACUUCCUCCCCCUCCUUCCCUCUCUCUGCUCUGCAUGUCUCUGGUGGAUCAGUCUGCCCAACUGCAUGCAGGCUUUCUGUUUUUUCACCCUCUUUCUCAUCCCCUCUCCCCUUCUGAAUUCUGUCAACUCCAUCCUCCCAGCUUCCAGCCUCAUUCCCCGCUGCACUCCUUCCUGUAUGUCCCCCUCAUCCAGUCUUCCUCCUCAGACAGAAGUUCUCUUGUAAGGUGUUGCUGGGAUUUCUGUCCAUCAAUUGGAAAUCACCACAGACAAUUGAAUUUCAUAUCCAAAGUUGUGAGGCCCAAUCUGGAAGAUGGAUGAAAUGGCACAUUUUAGGAGAAAAAAUAAAAUGUGAAAAUAAAAUGUAGUGAAGAAUAUUCAAGAAGUUAAAAAGCCUUUAAAUUGCUUUCUAGGUUACCUCUAGGAUUCUAUAUUGACAUAUUUGUUCUCUAUCUUAUUUAAAGAAAGUCAUAGUCAUGUUUUUACUAAGUUAUGAACAUUGAAAGAUAAAAAUGCACUGAUGCGCAAUUUACUUCAGAAAUUGUUUCGUUUUAUGAAAAUGCAGUUCUUUAGAAGUUAGGAUGUUUAUUUUGUUACUGGCUUUGUAACAUGUAGCUACUACUGUCUAGUUUCUGAGCCGGGGCACGUGAAGCCUUCACAUCGUCUACUGAACGAGAUUUGUUUUCGUUUUCUUUAAAUUCAAGUGUUAUGUACAGACAUUUCUUCUCCAGCUUUUUCUAGUUCAUGUUUCUGCCCAUUCAGGGCAGAUCCCUGUUUGCAAACUUGUACAUGGCUCUUGGAAAUAAAUAUUUAAUACAAAA